CAAGCGGAUCCAGUCUCGGAUCGCAGUGGAUCGCAGCUCGAUCGUGAUCAAUAGCAUUAACAUAUCGCCAUUAUUCCCUAGAAAUUUUUUUCCUCAAUUUCACCGAAAUAAUCCCGUAAUAUCAGCGGAUGAAUCGGAUAUUUCGUGCGGGUUUAGCGCAUCCUUUCGGAGUUGAAUCGAAUUAUUCGGUUGUGAUAAAUUGAAAGGGCACUUUUGAUUAAUUUAGCCGACUCCGGUCGACUCCAGUUGACCCAUUAUCAUCAUGUUUAAUUAUUUAAUCGAUUGACAAUGAGAAGAAAAACCACUGAACUCACGUAGAAAACGUAUUUAAUUUGUGGUUUUCUACGAAUACUCAUUUCCAUUGUAAAUAAAACACGCGUGGUCAUUGUUAUUGGCUCUGUGUGAGUGCCCAAGGCGCAAUUAAACCGGUGAUGACCUUCUUCGUCGUGCGUGACGUUAACUCGAUUACCGAGAGAUAAAGUUGAGUGAAUUUUUUCUGUUUAUUUGGAAACUAGUGAUGGAGUUUUCGUGAGUUUUUGGAGUAAGAGGACCACCGAAGGUGCAUGGAGGGAAAAUGGAAGCGGGUCGUUGGGUUUAAGAGGAAAAAAAAUGUGGAGAUGAAGAUGCAGUGGAUGAGCCUCAUGAUCUGCCUGUACGCGGGGAUGGCGUCAGGUCGGACUGAAGAGGACCAAGCGUCCCUGUCCGGUGGGAGCACGGAGUUGAGGGUGGGAUUGCCACCCCCGGAGCGAUGUUUUUACCAAUCUCAGAUGGAGUGCCCCGAGGUUGUCAAAUCCGACGACUGCCCCUGCAAGCGGAUUCCCAUUCUGUCGCACACAAGUAACGACGAGAAUGCAGUCUACUGCUGCAAUUUGAGCGCCAAGAGCUUCGAAUUUGGUCUCGCGUGCGCAAAUUUUCCAUCAAAUGUUUCUUACAUUCACAUAAGAAACGCAACGCUAGACGUCUUCAACGUGUCAGAAGUGAAAUGGAGACGACUGAAGUCCCUGGCAAUAACCGAUGGCAGGAUUAAUCGAAUAAAGGGGCAAUUUCUUAUGAUGACUCCAACACAGUGUUUGAACUUGUCUAAUAAUGGAUUGAUUGAAAUUGAGAAUAAUUCAUUCACGAGAUUGGCGCAAUUGACCAGUCUCGAUUUGUCGUACAACAAUGUGACGCAUCUGCCGGCUUUGAACACCAUGCAUGGACGUGAGUUUUGGAUUGACAUAUCGGGGACUAAUACACUCAUGUGUCACGAUGUUUACCAGUCCAUCAACAAAACUGGGGAGAAACAGAUUCAUUUCAAUAGGGAGAACGAGACACUCUGCUCGGCUAGUAAGACGUGGCACUGGUUUAAUACGACUGAGCAGGUACCCCUCAAGCAAGUGAGGUAUUUGAGCCAGCUGCAAACCGAGUGCCCAAAAGGUGACAACUGGCAGUGUCAGUGUAAUUUCCGUCGUAUGGACAUUGUCGAGGGAAAAUCACCGACAUUAGCUGUUAAUGUAGACUGCACUGGUAUGCAGUUGACCGAAUUACCAGAUCGGCUUCCGCGUAACACGAUAGCACUCAAUGUUUCCUACAAUAACAUCACAGUUCUCGAUUACUUGAGCACAAAUCAUUGGUACGAGGAUCUCAGGGAGUUUUACGCUGAUUACAACAAUAUCUCGUCCAUCAACAAACUCGAGGGCUCAAAGUUCCUGGAUAAUUACGCAUUUUUGAGUCUCAGAUACAAUAAAAUCAAAUCUCUACCAACGUACAUUUUAUCUCUCAACGGGCCUGAUAAGAAUUAUGCACUCUCCAAGGCUGUGAAGCUUGGAGGGAAUGCACUGCAUUGUGAUUGCAAUACUGCUAAACAUUUGAAGGGAUGGCUGCAAGCCAGGAUUCUCGAUGCCGACGAAGUCCUCUGCGAGAAAAUCAAGGAACGAGUGACCGAGCUAGACGCCUCGAAGAUGUGCGUCUACCCCGGAGACUGGACUGAUUACAUUUACUACAUUAUCGCGACUGAAGUCCUUUUGCUGAUAAGUCUCGUGGCGAAGGUCUCCUACGACUACUGGGUCUUCAAAACCGCUGGAUAUCUACCCUGGCCGGCCAACAAGAUGCCGAAAUUACCUUGCGAUUGGCUGUGCGAAACUUAGGCUCAGUAUACUGUCAACCCUCUGUAUAAGAUACCUCGAGCUCCGAGCACUCGAGGAUUACCCUCACUGUCGGCCGGUCAUUUAUCGACGAAAACAGAGUGAUCAUAAGCGUCAAACGGGAGGGACGAACGAAGUGAUCAUAAGGGUCAAAUGGCCCUGAGGGUCGAAUGAUCUCGAGGGUCAAACGUGAGAGACGAGUGGUGUGAUCAUAGGGCUCCAACGGUCUUAAGGAUCUAAACUCCCUCUCGACCCUUUUAGCGAUUUGACCCUUACGAUCACACCUUUGACUCCAGUGUUCCUAUCACGUGGGGUCAUGCUCGCAAAAAGGGGGCAAUAGGACUAUACGCAAUAAUAACAUCGAUAUUAAUUCAUUAGAGGCGAAAAUUUCAUUGGAUUGAGGUAUCUUAUGUAGAGUCGACAGUAUUCUCCACUGACAUCUCAAUCUCAAGUAUUGAUAACUUGAAAAAAAAAGACUAAGUCAAGUUCACUUCAUCAUUUUCGUAUUUAAAAUAUAUUUUUGACAGGAUUUUUACUACCGAAACGAUAUUGAAAUCCAAUUGAUAUUUUUUAUACUGGGGACGAAUGCAAAAUAAAUGAUAAAUAUAAAAAAAACGCGAUUAAAAAAUUUUUUUUUUAAUUUGAUGAACACUCGAAGAUAUUAUUGAUGCAUAAUAAUCCAAUUAAUGAUUAGGUUGCACCCAUGACUUUUGAUAUUAAAAAAUAACCCAUGUAAAUGAAAAUAUUCUAGUCGAUAUUGGUGUCUGAUCUAGAUAUUCAAGAGAUGUUGAACUCAAAUCUGUUUUUGUAAUUUGUAAAAUGCAUUUUCAAUAAAAAUGAAAUAAAAUCAAAUUUUAUUCGGGCUUA
This is a messenger RNA of Diachasma alloeum, 2990 nucleotides long. It is a transcript of the gene hfw, whose product is annotated as protein halfway. Gene Ontology annotation, molecular function: transmembrane transporter binding; potassium channel activator activity; voltage-gated potassium channel activity. The record is from RefSeq and is a predicted model, not a curated record. NCBI's taxonomy places the organism in Eukaryota, Metazoa, Arthropoda, Insecta, Hymenoptera, Braconidae. The coding region runs from base 564 to 2126 and encodes 520 amino acids. Gene Ontology annotation, cellular component: voltage-gated potassium channel complex. The transcript has 8 exons.